Fusarium vanettenii 77-13-4 is the source of this 1503-nucleotide messenger RNA. RefSeq lists its product as uncharacterized. Gene Ontology annotation, biological process: polysaccharide catabolic process; L-arabinose metabolic process. Bases 1 to 1503 code for a protein of 500 amino acids. The record is from RefSeq and is a predicted model, not a curated record. Lineage: Eukaryota; Fungi; Ascomycota; Sordariomycetes; Hypocreales; Nectriaceae. Gene Ontology annotation, molecular function: alpha-L-arabinofuranosidase activity. The transcript is spliced from 5 exons.
AUGACGACUUUUACAUCACUCUCCAAGGACCAUGAGGGCUCCCCAUCGAUUUCUUUCAAUCCAGAACACACAAUAGCAGAUAUCAAUCCCCUCAUUUAUGGCGGCUUCACCGAACAUAUGGGCCGUUGCAUAUACGGUGGAAUCUAUGAGCCAGACAACAAUCACGGUCUUUCAGACGAGAAUGGACUGCGAACUGAUGUUAUGGAAUGCAUCAAGGAACUACAAGUUCCUGUUGUGCGUUACCCUGGGGGCAACUUCUGCGCCACCUACCGCUGGCAAGAUGGCAUCGGUCCCAGGGACAAACGUCCCAAGAGGCCAGAGCUUGCCUGGGAGGGAACGGAACCCAACACAUUCGGCACCGACGAAUUUAUGGCUUGGUGCAAGGAAGUGAGAGCGGAGCCCUAUCUGUGCUUGAACAUGGGAACCGGGACUCUCGAAGAUGCUCUUGCGUGGGUUGAGUACUGCAACGGUAGCAAGGACACCUACUACGCCAAUCUGAGACGGCAAAACGGCCACGAGGAGCCCUACCGUGUCAAGUACUGGGCACUUGGUAAUGAGAUGUGGGGUCCAUGGCAAGUCGAGCAACACACAAAGGAGGACUACGCCAAGAAGGCUGUACAAUGGGCUCGAGCUCUUAAACUACUCGACCCCUCCCUUCAAUUAAUUCUUUGUGGAAAAGAUGGAUACUCUGACUGGGAUCGAUAUACCCUCCAGCAGUGCGUCCGGUGGGUAGACAUGCACUCCAUCCAUUACUAUUCCAUGGGCAAGGGGCACUAUACCAACAUCUCGUCGGUUUACGGCGCUGAGCGAGCCAUCCAAGUGUGCUCAUCACUCAUCGACCUCGCGAGGUGCGAGUUUGACAUGUCUCCAUACCCAGAAAGGCCCACUAUCUGCUUCGACGAGUGGAACGUUUGGGAUCCUGAGCGAGCGCCUGGAAAUAAGGGAGGUGAGGAGCAGUACAAUUUGAGCGAUGGCUUGGCUGUGGCCAUCUGGCUCAACGUCUUUAUUCGCAACUGUAAGGAACUUGGUAUGGCCACCAUUGCCCAGAGUGUCAACGUCAUUGCGCCUCUCAUGACAACCCCCCAGGGAGUGUGGAAGCAGACAACAUACUUCCCUCUCCUGCUGUUCUCCAAAUACAUGCGUGGCAAGUCUGUUGCGGUUCAUGUUCGGUCAGGAACGUAUCAGGGGCCAACAUGGCCUGAGUGGAUUCAGAGCACUUGCGUAGUGCCCAAGCUUGAUGCCAGCGCGACCGUCGAUGAAGACGGAUGGAUGAAUGUUGCUGUUGUCAACUCGGAUGAGGAGCAGACCCUAUCAACUAAACUUGAUGGUAUCAAGGUUGGCACAAAGGUUCAAGUCUUCACCGUUGGCGGAGAGAGUUACCGUGCCUCUGACGUCAAUUCCGCGGACGAUGAGAGAAUCGGCAUCCGCGAGACAACGUGGACUUCUGGAGAAUUGUUUCAAUUUGAGCGGCUGAGCUUCACCCUUUUGCGAUGGAAGCCAUGA